Cimex lectularius (bed bug) is the source of this 2124-nucleotide messenger RNA. RefSeq names its product facilitated trehalose transporter Tret1-like. Gene Ontology annotation, molecular function: transmembrane transporter activity. Gene Ontology annotation, biological process: transmembrane transport. The record is from RefSeq and is a predicted model, not a curated record. Bases 237 to 1670 code for a protein of 477 amino acids. The transcript has 3 exons. Gene Ontology annotation, cellular component: membrane. NCBI's taxonomy places the organism in Eukaryota, Metazoa, Arthropoda, Insecta, Hemiptera, Cimicidae.
AAAUUAAUUUGUGGGACGGUCGCUUGCGCAGUCAGUUUCUACAAAAAUCAGCUGGUAAAAGAAAAACAAAUGGUUAACCGCUAAUAUUGAGUUGAAUAAUCUCUUUUAUCUAGUCAGUGGAAAGAAUUCAAGUAGUGGGGACCUCGUAUACAUGGCACCAUGUCAACAAGAUUGCACUAGUUUGGCACCACAGUUUGCUCAGUUUGCGACCCACAGCACCCCCAGGAAGUAGGGAUAUGAAGCCUUCAUCAAUAGCACUAUUCAGGCAGUAUUUGGCUGCAGCAACAGCAAGCAUAUCAGUGAUAAUACUCGGUACUACCCUGGCAUGGCCCUCUCCAGUCUUGACGAAAAUCGAGGAAACGAACGAACCUAUGUCUCUGACAACAUCCGAAAUUUCUUGGAUGGUGUCUUUUCUCUACUUGGGCAAUCUAAUGAGCCCCAUGCCGGCGGGUAUGUUGAUGGAUCGUUUGGGGAGGAAAAGAUCUCUGUCUAUUUUGUCCGUUAUACCGCUCACCUCAUGGACGAUAAUAUACUUCGCCAAUGCUUCAUAUAUGUUGUAUAUCGCCAGAUUUUUAUCAGGUAUGUGGAGUGGCAUUGUAACCACCAUAGCACCUAUGUACUUGGCCGAAAUUUCUGAGCCUAGAAUUAGAGGAGCAUUGAGCACCUUUGUACAACUUAUGAUUAAUUUGGGGGUAGUUUUUGAGUAUAUUGUCGGACCGAGCGUUUCCUACCACCUGUUGGCUGUGAUAUCGGGUGCGAUACCUCUAAUAUUCGUAGUGACAUUUUGGUUCAUUCCAGAGAGUCCGUACUGGUUGGUUAUGGUGGGCAAGAAGGACGAAGCCUGUAGAUCCCUCGCUUGGCUGAGGGGAUACAACAGCCCCGACUGCGUCAAAGAAGAAAUGGAGAUAAUUGAAAAGAAUGUAAUUAAAGAAAUGUGCAAUAAACACACCAUGAAGGACUUAAUUGCGACCAGUGGAAACAGAAAAGCUUUGAUAAUUGUUGAAAUGCUCGCUAUACUACAGAGGAUGUCCGGUAUAAGCGCAUUGAUUGCAUAUACUUCGACGACCCUUCCUCCACAAGGAGCCGGCAUGUUAGGAAGAAACGAUUGUGUCAUCGUCAUGGGGAUGGUUUGGGUGGCUAGCGUUUUUAUCGCGAUGGUCUUAGUAGAUUCCUGGGGGCGAAAGCCCCUUCUGUUCGGCUCGAGCGUCGGCUGCGGCUUAGCUAUGUUCACGGCUGGGCUAUGGUUUUUUUUAGACACGGAGACCGACAUCAACGUUCAACCGAUCUACUGGCUUCCGUUCUGUUCCUUGUUGGUAUACGGAUUGUGUUUUAGCAUUGGAUUGGGACCUAUCCCUUCCACCGUCCAGGGAGAAGCUUUUCCGACAAACAUUAAAGGCCUCGCAUCGGGUUUAACUGCAGUCGUCACCGCUGGAACGUCUUUCAUCAUGAACAAGAUCUACCACCCUCUCGCCGAAGGCGUCGGCAUGUACAUCAACUAUUGGGUGUUCUCCUGUGCCUGUGCUGUCGCGACCAUUUUUGUUAUAACGUACGUCGUGGAAACCAAGGGGAAAACCCUCCACGAAAUUCAAGAAAAACUGAAUCACAAAAAGAUAACAGUUAACUCAAACGGGACUCGGUCCACGCCAGACAUAAUAACCAAUAGCGUUUAAAACCUUAUCAGGUACAAUAUUCAUUCAACAAGUAAUUGCUUACUAAAAAUAAAUUCCAUCAUUAACACUUUUAAUCCAACAUUUAUACUUGACGAUCAAGCAAUAUGUUUUUUUUUAAAUAUUAUUUUGACGAGUAUUUACCUCAUUUCUCCUCGUAAAUUCUUCCCCGUUGAUGUCUCAUUUCUAUUUCGAUUGUUUGUAUAUUAAUUAAAUCGAACUAACUGAGGCCAAAAUAAGCCAUUACAUUGCUACAUUCAAUUCAGAAUAUUUCCUUCACAUGAAGUGGAUGUACUCUCAAUUUAUGUUGUUAAUAGUAGCGUGAAAGAACCUUUUAUAAUUUCUUUUUGGAAAAGAUCUCAAUAUCGCACAUUUGACAAAAUUGCGGUAAUUUGCACAAAAUGAAUUAAAAAUUUGAACAAAUAUGUGAUUCGUUAGAUGAUUAAUUGUAAAAAAU